Molecule: messenger RNA, 1691 nt
Organism: Rhopilema esculentum
Lineage: Eukaryota; Metazoa; Cnidaria; Scyphozoa; Rhizostomeae; Rhizostomatidae
Product: (Lyso)-N-acylphosphatidylethanolamine lipase
Biological process (GO): lipid homeostasis; phosphatidic acid biosynthetic process
Cellular component (GO): mitochondrion
Molecular function (GO): carboxylic ester hydrolase activity; lysophosphatidic acid acyltransferase activity
Source: RefSeq, a predicted model, not a curated record
UACUGUGUGUCAAUUUUAGGAAUGUUUUGGUGGAAGCAGAAAACGGCAGCACCUUGCAACCUCGCUCCCAAUGUGGGAUAAGUAGCUGGUUUUCUUGGCGACCUACUUCUGAUGGACUUCUGGAGGCUGCUGAAAAACAAAUUUUACGAUAUGUGAAGACGAAAAUGAAAUGCAAAUAUGUGCCAGUUGACAACCAAAAACAAGUCUGGACUCUUCACCUGAAUCCGGAUGAGCAGAAACGAGUCCCUUUGGUAUUAGUGCACGGAUUUGGAGCUGGUGCAGGUCUCUGGGCACUUAACCUAGACGAACUUGCAAAGCGCCAGUCUGUUUUUGCAAUUGAUGUAUUGGGUUUUGGAAGAAGCUCUAGGCCUGAUUUUUCAGGCGAUGCUGCCGAAGCGGAGCAACAAUUUGUUGAAUCGAUUGAGCAAUGGCGCAAAGAAGUUGGAAUUUCAAAGUUUAUUCUUCUGGGUCACAGUUUGGGUGGAUUUAUUGCCUGUUCUUAUGCACUCAGGUAUCCAGAGCAUGUCCGGCAUUUGAUACUGGCAGAUCCAUGGGGUAUGCAUGAAAAACCGCCACCAGGAGAAGAGCCUUUUCGAAUCCCUCGGUGGGCAAGGAUUGUUGCAGCAAUGCUGAGUCCUUUCAAUCCGUUAUCAGCUGUUAGAGCUGCUGGCCCUUAUGGACCACGUCUUGUUCAGAAAUUUCGACCAGACCUGAAAAGAAAGUUUCGACGAAUGUUUUCGGAGGAAGAUGAUGAAACGGUGUUGAAUUAUGUAUACCACUGUAAUGCGCAGAAUCCAAGCGGGGAAGCUGCAUUCAAAGCAAUGACGAUACCUUACGGAUAUGCCAAGUAUCCCAUGAUCCAUCGCAUCCAAGACAUCGAAGAUCACGUGAUGAUGACUAUCCUGUAUGGUUCUCGGUCAUGGGUGGACUCAACAACUGGGUAUAAGAUGAAGUAUUUGAGGUCAAAAUCUUACGUUGAUAUUCAAGUUAUACCGGGUGCAGGUCACCAUAUCUACUCCGACCAACCUGAAAGAUUUAACUGGACAGUUUCAAACAUUUGUGACCAGACAGCAAGAGAGGAUGGUCUGGAUGUAGAAGAAUUACAGCCACCGGAAUUUCCAGAAAUAGACGAAACCGAGGCUUUUUGGAACCCAAAAAAUAAUAAAAACGAAAGCACCGAUUGAAAACAUGUCUUCCAUUCGAAGCAGUGGUUUCAUAUCAAUAUAGCAUAAAUAAUUAUAGCAUCACGUGAUAUUUUCAACUGCUUGCAACGUGAUGAACAUCGCGUAUUUAUGUCAAAUAGAAUGCCUAUAUUCAAUGUUAAAUGUAUUUUAUGCUCAUUAUGUAAUCUUUGUACUCAUUAUUGUCAAAAUUAGAUUUACAUUGCUCUAUUUUGUGAAUUUGGUUGUCGUUCUCAAUCAAAGGCAGCAGAAAAAAAGACAGAAAUAUAACAUAUUGAUUUUUAUGUCUGAGCAUUUUUAUAAUUUUCCGCGGGGAAAUGAUUUGGAAAUAUUCUUCUCUAAUGUAUCGUAUGAAUUUAUUAUAUGAUUCACUUAUUUAAUUUAUUUUAUAAUUUUGUGUACUUUUGUCAGAAUUAUCAGAGGAACUGGGCGUAAAUUCCUUCUCUGAGAAUAUAUUCACUAUAAAAAGAAAUUUCGUGAUUUUUUAAAGAUAUAUAUGUGAUGACGUCA